This is a messenger RNA of Penicillium waksmanii, 870 nucleotides long. Its product is annotated as putative signal sequence-binding GTPase GPN3. Gene Ontology annotation, molecular function: GTPase activity. The coding region runs from base 1 to 870 and encodes 289 amino acids. The transcript has a single exon. Lineage: Eukaryota; Fungi; Ascomycota; Eurotiomycetes; Eurotiales; Aspergillaceae. The record is from RefSeq and is a predicted model, not a curated record.
AUGUCCAAAUUUGGUGUUCUGGUCAUGGGCCCCGCUGGGGCCGGCAAGACCACUUUCAGUAACUCUCUCAUUCAACAUCUGCAAAGCACCCGCCGCAGUUGCUUCUACGUCAACCUCGACCCCGCCGCCGAGAACUUCACCUACCAACCCGAUCUCGACAUCCGGGAACUGAUCACCCUAGAAGAUGUCAUGGAGGAGCUGGGCUUGGGUCCAAACGGAGCAUUGAUUUACUGUUUCGAAUUCCUCCUCCAAAAUCUCGAGUUCCUUUCCGAAGCCCUCGACCCAUUAAGCGAAGAAUACCUCAUCAUCUUCGACAUGCCUGGUCAAAUCGAACUAUACACACACGUCCCUCUCCUCCCAUCUUUAACGCAAUUCCUCUCCCGUCAAGGUCCUCUAAAUAUCAAUCUCUGCGCCGCCUAUCUUCUCGAAAGCACCUUUGUCAUCGACAAGGCGAAAUUUUUCGCUGGCACCCUGAGCGCCAUGUCUGCUAUGCUCAUGCUCGAGAUCCCCCACGUCAAUAUCCUGAGUAAAAUGGAUCAGGUCAAGGAUAUGGUUUCGAGGCGGGAAUUCAGACGCUUUGCAAAUGUCGAUGUACAAUUAUUGCAAACUGAUGAGGAAGACCCUGCUGUUACCGCCGACCCAAUGGACAAGGAUGCGCUGAUGAGCGGUGGCUCGUUCAAGCAGCUCAACCGUGCUGUCGGCCAGUUGAUUGAUGACUUCAGCAUGGUCUCUUUCUUACAACUCGAUGUCUCCGAUGAGGAUAGUGUCUCCGGUAUUCUCAGCCACAUCGAUGAUGCCAUUCAAUACCAUGAAGCGCAAGAACCCAGGGAACCAAAGGAUGAACAAGAAGUCAACUAUGAAGAGGAGUAG